Molecule: messenger RNA, 628 nt
Organism: Homarus americanus (American lobster)
Lineage: Eukaryota; Metazoa; Arthropoda; Malacostraca; Decapoda; Nephropidae
Product: cuticle protein 7-like
Exons: 3
Coding region: 56-481 (141 amino acids)
Cellular component (GO): extracellular matrix
Source: RefSeq, a predicted model, not a curated record
UGGUGAGGCAGCUUGGGAGCACCACACUCACUCACUCGUCAACAUCAUCAACAAUAUGAAGGUUAUUAUUGUUUUGGUCUUGGUGGCUGCCGUUGUGGCUGUCCCCCUGAGGCCCCCUCAUGACUACUCCCCCGCCUCCGCCUACACAGCCCCGUACUACCAGGUCCCCGCGAGGUACCACUUUAAUUAUGGCGUGAAGGACGGCUACUCCCGCAACGACUACGGUCACCAGGAGACUCGUGAUGAUUACGGCACCAAGGGGUCGUACUUCGUGCAGCUCCCCGAUGGUCGUCUGCAGAAGGUGACCUACAGUGUUAGCGGAGACUCUGGCUUUGUGGCUGAGGUCACCUACUACGGGCAGGCUCAUUACCCAGCCUACAAGCCUGCCCCUGCCCCAGCCUAUAACCCUGCCCCAGCCUAUAACCCUACCCCAGCCUACAAGCCUGUCCCAGCAUACAGGCCCUCCCCAGUAUAUGGCUGAAAGGUUAUGGAGAAUAUUAUUUAUGCAAGAUUAUUAUUAGUCUAGAAAUGUGAAGAAAAAACUCAUCACUAACCAGCUUUACUGUAUGUGUCAAAUAUGGGACUAUGUUCGCCAAACUAAUAAUAAAGCCAAAGUUUUUUAAAAUAA